Molecule: messenger RNA, 3328 nt
Organism: Sitophilus oryzae (rice weevil)
Lineage: Eukaryota; Metazoa; Arthropoda; Insecta; Coleoptera; Curculionidae
Product: zinc finger protein 354B-like
Exons: 11
Coding region: 1274-2854 (526 amino acids)
Biological process (GO): regulation of transcription by RNA polymerase II
Cellular component (GO): nucleus
Molecular function (GO): DNA-binding transcription factor activity, RNA polymerase II-specific; RNA polymerase II transcription regulatory region sequence-specific DNA binding
Source: RefSeq, a predicted model, not a curated record
GUGGACUGCUGUGGACUUUAGCCUGUGGCAUACGUGGCAUGUUAGCAGAUGUUUUUGUGUUUUUACGGAUAUUUUGUUGUAAAAGUUGUUGGAGAAAGAUUUUGCGUUUAUAAAUACUUACUUCCUAUAUUGCUUAUUAUUUAGGUGUAUAUAAAAUAUAAAUGACAAUACAUAUCUGAAUAUGUGUGCAAAGAUAUAUGUGUGAACAAAACGAAUUAUUUUUAUAUUCAUUAGGGGUUUUCGGAAACUGUGAUCUGAUUGAUCGGAUUGAUAGGAUUACUAAUCCAGACGUUCGAAAAGUGAUCUCAAAACGAGUCAAUGCGUUCGGAAAGUGAUCCGAAUAACUCGAUUUUUGCCAUAUGUUGUGAUCCUACUAACCCUCCUAACGAGGUGGGUAGAAUUAAUCAGCUGAUCAUUUCUAGGGUAAUUUUAAACGUAACGGUCCGCAUAGAAGUAUAAAGUUUUUUAAUAACCGUUUUGUCCGAAAUCACUUUAUCUAAUGUUGAUCAAAUACAUGAUAUUUUGUUAGUGACCGUAAAAAUGAGCCAAUCAGCAUAGCAUCAAGUAACUCUAGAUUUUAAAUAAAUAAAAAACCAACAAGUAAUUCUAAAGAUACUGACUGCGAAAAAGCACUAUCGGAGACACCCAAUAGGAAAAAAAUGAAAACUGAACUACAGAAAAGUGGUUUAAAACAUUUAGAUUAAAAUAGCCAGGCAUAAUGAAAGAAUGGAACUUGAUAGACAAUUCUGAAAAUUUUCAUCACAAUGGUAGAUAAAAAUUGAUAUAUUUUUUUAUUAUUAAUAUGAUGGAAUGUUGAAUAUAUGUUGGCAGUAAAUAAAUGAUUAAAAUAAAGUUUAUAGUGUUUUUGUUUUAAAUGGCAUAAUUUUAAAAAAGCCUAAAAUAAAACACAUUUUGUUUUUAUAAAAAAUAGUCUUACAGAAACUAAAAAGUAUACUUAAAGCAAAACAAAUAAGAUAAAAAUAGAUCUUAUACAAUCGUUAAAGAGGGAUAUUAGGAUUAUUUGUUUAAUUUAUCUCUUUUUACGAAAUAUUUAAAUGUGAUUGUUAACCCGGUUAAUCUAAUGAUCCAACCGUUCGUAAUUAAACUACCAGCUCUGAUUACUCUCAGCACUGAUCUUGGAACAGCUGAUUAGUAAACUACCUAAUCUAGGAUUUUAUUUCCGAAAACCCCUAUUGUAUGGCUGUGAACCAUAUCUGUGAACUGAACUCUUUAUUUUUUCUCUUUCAGGUACUGAUCUUUUUUAUUAAAAACUAUGAAUAAGAUAGAUGAAGAAAUAGAUUUGAAGCCGGCGAAGGAAAAAAAGAAAAGGAUCCAUAAAUGUUCAAUAUGCAAUUUCCAAGCACAAUAUGCAUCAAGUAUUCGCCGACACAAGAAAGUUCACUUGACACAGGAAGAACGAGAGCUGUUUGCUUGUUCGUAUUGUGACAACAAAUAUAUUUCAAAACCAGGCUUAAAAAACCACCUUUAUAAUAACCAUAGUGAAUCCAGGGCGCAUGUACCGCAGAAAAAGGUCUAUAGAUGUUCCACAUGUAGCUACUAUACGAUAGAUAAGUCAUAUAUUGAAAAGCACAAGAAAAGUCACUUGACACGAGAAGAACGACAGAUAUUUGCUUGUGAACAUUGCGACAAUGAUUACACAACGAAAAGCGGCUUAGGAUACCACCUUGAGAAUAAUCAUAUUGAUUCCAGAACGAGGGAAUUGAAGGAAUCGCAGAAAAAGGUCUAUAUAUGUACAAUAUGUGGCUUUCAAACACGAUAUAGGAUAAAUCUUAGAUAUCACAAGAAAAUUCACUUGGCGCCGGAACAACGACAGUUAUUCAGUUGUGCGCAGUGUGAUAACACAUAUAGAACAAAGACAGGCUUAAAAUACCACCUUAGGAAUACUCAUAUUGAUUCCAGAAUGCAGAAAAAUGUCUAUAGAUGUUCCACAUGUAGCUUCCAAACACAAGAAAAGCCAAGACUUAACCGACACGAGAAAGUUCACUUGGCACCGGAAGAAAGACAGUUGUUUGCUUGUGCACACUGUGAUAAGAAAUAUACAAGGAAAGAGAGCUUAAUAGAUCAUCUUCGGGAUAACCAUAACCGGGAUGCCAGGGCGAAAGAAUUGAGGGAAUCGCAGAAAGAAGUCCAUAAAUGUGCCAUGUGUGGCUUUCAAACAAGACAUAAAUCAAGUCUUAGGAAACACCAGAAAAUUCACUUGGCACCGGAAGAACGACGUGUGUUUGCUUGUGCGCAGUGUGACCGGAAAUAUAUGUUACAGGGGAGUUUAGAAGAUCACAUCAAUAUUUGCCAUAUUGAUUCCAAGUCGAAGCAGAAAAAGGUCUAUAGAUGUGCCAUAUGUAGCUUUCAAACUGGACACAGGGUAAGUCUGCACUACCACAAGAGAGUUCACAUGGCACCGGAAGAACGAGAGAUGUUUAUCUGUGCGCAGUGUAACAACAAAUAUAAGACAAAACGCGGCUUACUACUUCACCUCAAACAUGGGCACGUUGAUUCCAGAACUGCUGAAUCUCCAACCGAUGAAGUAAUAUUAGAUUCUUUGAAAAUGGAAAUUGAUGAUUACACUCCACAUUUGGAUGACUUUAAAAAUGCUGAACGUAUAGCGGUGACUAAUAAAGUAAAAACAGAAGAUUUUUUAAAAAUAGAACUUGAUGAUGACACUCCGAUUGUAAAUACAGAAAUGCACCAUGACCUUAGAAAUACCGAAAAUUUAUCUAUAACUAAGAAGUUAUAUAUUAAGCUGGUAGAUUUUUUAAAAAUAGAAAUUGAUGAUAAUGACACCCCGAUUUUAAAUAAAGAAAUGCAGGAUGACAUUAGAAAUACCGAAAAUUGAUCUAUAACUAAAGAAGUUCUAUAUUAGGCUGGAAGAUUUUAUAAAAAUGGAACCUGAUGAGGACGAUGAAGACGCGCGUUUUUAUAUGAAGAAAAUAUUCAUAUGUAGAGUACGUCUGUCCGUUCUGUAGCUACGGGGUAUCCGUGAGAGGGGAAACGAUAUUCUCUUGGUGUUUUUCGUAAAAAAAUAGACGAUGCGUUAAUAUCAAUAAAAAUUCAACAAAUUUGCAAGUAGCCAAUAAAAUGAGUGGGCGGAGCGAUUUGCGGUGACGCACUCGUCAAAUCGACGUAUAAAAUAUAUUGCUGUUUAUUUAAAUGUUUUUUGUCCGCAUUCCUUUCAUAGACACAGAUCCAGCAGAUGUACUGUAAUCCUAAAAUAUUUUAAAAAUUAACUGAUUUGUUUAAUUUUCAUAUGUAAAUAUUUUUAAGCAAUACAGAUUUAUAACUGUGAUAUUUUCAAAAAAAGUAAGUUUUA